AUGGGCAAUCUUGAUACAUAUGAUGAGUUCUCGAAAUGGAAGAUCGGAUCUACCCUCAAAAUUCAACAAGUUUAAAUCAGAAAUACAGAUUUACUCAAUUUAUCGGUUUGA
Messenger RNA from Paramecium tetraurelia, 111 nucleotides. RefSeq lists its product as uncharacterized. The record is from RefSeq and is a predicted model, not a curated record. The transcript has a single exon. NCBI's taxonomy places the organism in Eukaryota, Ciliophora, Oligohymenophorea, Peniculida, Parameciidae.